CAUGAUGCAGCUAAUCUUUUUGAUGUUGCAUAUGCAUUUGGAUAUGUAGCACAACAGUAUAAAAAUAAUGUUAAUAGAUUUGGUUAUAAAAUGCAACAAAAACUUGAAAAAAGAUAUGCGAAAUGGGAACAACCUCUCCUUUUAUUGGCAAUUAUAUUUCACCCACAAUAUCUGAUUAAUCAAAAAGAUAUUGGUAAAGUUGCACUCAGAUUGUAUAGCAUUAAAAUUAAUUCUGCACCAUGUAAAUGCCUUUUUUCUCGAAUGGGUUGGUUUCAUAAUCCAAAACGCACUCACCUCAAGUUACAAACAAUCUUUAGAAUGACUCAAGUCGUAGCCGAGAUGGCAUGGGAGGACCAUUUAAAUAAUACUAAAGAAGUCCGCAAAACUGUAAUCGCAAAUCAUAUUACUAGUUCAAAUGAUACUGAACACCAAGAAUCGAAGAUUAAACUUAGAUACUUUUUUACCUACACUUUAUCACAACCGUUAUUCGUUCGUACCCUUCAGCAAGAUGUUGAAGUAUCCGCUAAUAAUUAA
Dentiscutata erythropus is the source of this 534-nucleotide messenger RNA. The record is from the annotation of a GenBank genome assembly. NCBI's taxonomy places the organism in Eukaryota, Fungi, Glomeromycota, Glomeromycetes, Diversisporales, Gigasporaceae.